AUUCGUCACAUGAUUCUCAGGCAGAAUUGGUAGCCUAAACGCUAACGCUGUGCACUUGGAUAUGGAUUUUUAAGCAAUUAUCCGCUAUUUAAAGGUUAUUACAAUGUCGUCCCUGAGCUGGAGUCAGAGAAUAUCUGCAUUUUCACUGAGUCCUUCUCAGUUCCUCUCCUGCAUAACAUCAGAUAGCUUCCUGGCGGAACUCCUGCGCGAACUGAGAGAUGACAAAGCCAGUGACAACACAAAGGUCCUCCUGCUGUCUCCAUUCCUGGAGCAUCCCACAAUCCUCUGCCCCACGGUCUCAGUUGGAGAGGAGACAGCACUGGAAUUGAUGUCCGUUCUGGCCCAGACACCACCAAAAGCUGUCAGUCUCAAAUGCAACCUGAUGGUAGCCAUAUCUACGGUCCUCAUUUGCACAACCUGCAUGGAGACACAGCCCAAGGUGGCAGAGGAUUACCUGGACCAGCUGUUUCAGACCAUUGAGGACACCAAUGACCACAGGGGAGGCCUGUCCCUCCAGCCCAUCCGAGCCACAUCCUGCGAAUGCCUGCGGGAAAUGGAAAUAAGUUUCCCAGGACUGUUGUCACAGAGACUAGAAACCCUUUAUCAGUUAAAGCAACUGGAGACCACUGUGCUUCAUCAAGCCUAUAGUGCUCUUUACUCCCUGACACUCAAGAAUGCUGUCUUUCUUCUCUGUCAAAAGGUAGAAGUCGCUAAUGCCGAUUUAAAGACAUUGCUAUGUGCAAAUGACGGAUUUGGAUGGAAAGCUAUCCAUAAACCUCUGCCACCUGCAAUUGUUUGUCAAAUGGAAGAGAUCCCACAGCUCAGGACAGGUGUGGACUGUAAAGAAUUGAAAUCAAUUGUGUCUUCAUUAUUGGAAGAGUCCUACCUUUUAACCCCCGUUUCCCAGGCCGCUUUGCUCAGAGAGCUCAUUGAUAUUGUUUCCAUGGUACCAGCCUUGUCGCCUGCUUUGUUCAAGUCCCAGCUGUUGCGGCUGUUUGGGACAGCCGAGGUGGAGCUGGUGCACGCCACGCUAAUGAUGAAAGGUGCAUUCACUGAUAGUCUUUUUAGUCCUGACGAUGAGAACUUCUUCCUGAAACGUCUCGUGUGCAUGGCUCAGCAUCCACUGCUCAACGUCCCAGAGAAACUCUUCUACAUAGACUGUAUACGUCACUUCCCUGAGAACAGACCCAUCUCCAGCCAGGAUGAUGAAAGCCUACCUGUGCUGGUCACACCUCGCCUUACAGUAUCUCUCCUGCCGACUGUAUUCAAUGAUAGUGGCACCAUGCUUUGCCGUCUGAAAUUCAUGUGCAUGGUGUACCUGGAGGCUGACGAGGGAGAGGACAGCAAGGGGGUGGCCUAUUUAUUUGAUCAUUUGAUGGCACUCCUCAAAAUAGUUGAUAACCAUGGUCGCAGGGAAAUGGUGGUGACAGCCUUUAGAGCUGUUUUUAUUUUUCUUACCUACUUUUCUCAAAUGGAAAACCUGACAGAAGUGCUUAUUCAGAAGUUAUCAGAUCUGUAUUCGAGGCACUGUCGUCUUGCCCCAAAUUUAAUCAACUUGUGUGAUAGAAUUCAGGGCAGCAUGGAGGAUUCUGUGUGGCCUGAGAAAUUGCUGAAAACCUUGCAGAGACUGGUCGUGGACAUGCCCCCAUCUCAGCUGACUCUGCAGAACUUCAGCUGGCAUCUCAAAAUCCUGAAAAGAGCAGCAGCGGAGAAACAGAUACCUCAGGGAAGCUGCCUUUACUUCCUACUCAAUGUCCUGUACCACUCUAGCCUCUGUGAGAGGGGAGGUUGGAGAGUAGGUAAUGCCAUUCUUGCGGUGUGUCGCAAUCUGCUCCUCCAUCCCUGUGUGAAUCAGGCUUCUGUGUCAGUUGAGUUGGCUGAUUUGCUUCACCACAUGGGUGGUCACUAUGAUGACACAGACAUCCGAGAUCAUGCCAGGUUUUACUACACCUUGCUAACAAAUUUGUCAUUGGAGAAGCUGUCAGGAGUGUUGGUACAGAGUCAGGAAGGAGGUCAGACUAAAGUGAGGUCUUUGUCUGCCAUCAUGGCUGAAACAGAAGGGCUCUCCAGUCACCUUACCAUACACCCAACAUCGAGGCCAGUAUUGCAGUUUGUUAGGCUACGGCAUGUCGGUUCUCCUCCAGCGACAUGCUCCACAGAGGACACCACUGCAGUGGAAAACGUGCUGAACCAUUAUAGGAGUCAGUUUAGUGAUGCAGACUUUGCCUCAGAAGUUACCCUAAAGUACACACUUGCAUACAUAGGUGAGACAGAACCUUUGUUUGACAAACUUUUCUCAAUCUGUUUGAGCUUUGAUCUGAAAGACUCAAAUUAUGAAGACAUGUGUGACAUCCACGUCCCAUGCCUGUUCAGAGACAGGAAGCCCCCUGAGGUAAUGCUCAAGCUAAAGCCUAAGCAGCCCUACCCGACAUGCUUUAAAGCUAGUGCUGUGUUCAGCACUGAAGACGAGCUCACUUGGCAAACUCAGCUUCCUGAUGUCAAAGUGUCCUUCCCAGAUAUCUUUUUGCCAAUGCCUGUACCUGUAGGUUCAUCCUCCUCCUACAAGGAAGAUGUUUUUGACCGCCUUUGGGAAGACAUCUGUGCCACAGAGGCCAAUAGGUCAGCAAUAAGCUUAUUCUGUUUUGAAGGUAAGGACAGUUCUCUUCAAGAAAUUAAGAAAAAGAAUUUCCAAAACUUCCUGAUCUCCGAGCCAUCUGACAUAGGCGAAUGCAAGGUCCUGUUUUUCCUUCCACCUCGGUUUCAUAUACUGUUUAGGAUAAAUCUGACUGAAGAUGCUGUCAAAAUUGACAUAGGAACUGACAACUGGGAACUGUUACCUCAUAUCAACUCUUACUUAUUGAAGAUAACAAAGAGAUGAAAAUGUGCCUCAUUGAUUAGAUGCCAGUGUGGUAUGUGACCGUAAUAUUUUCUUUGUAAAUAUUUUUUUAAUCCUCUUUGUAGUUAUUAAUAUGUAACUUUAUUUGAGUGGUUUCAGUGGCACAGAAGUCACUGAAAUCUUCAUUUCUGUGUUGAUUAUGUCUGUAAAGUAAUAAAUGUCAACUUAUAUACUGUC
Sardina pilchardus (European sardine) is the source of this 3073-nucleotide messenger RNA. It is a transcript of the gene ap5b1, whose product is annotated as adaptor related protein complex 5 subunit beta 1. NCBI's taxonomy places the organism in Eukaryota, Metazoa, Chordata, Actinopteri, Clupeiformes, Clupeidae. The transcript has 3 exons. The coding region runs from base 104 to 2878 and encodes 924 amino acids. Gene Ontology annotation, cellular component: lysosomal membrane; AP-type membrane coat adaptor complex. Gene Ontology annotation, biological process: endosomal transport. The record is from RefSeq and is a predicted model, not a curated record.